GUGCCGGUGCGUUCGUCCGGUGCUGGGCCAUCUCUGUCACCUUCCUGGUGUUGGCUUGCGGAGGUCUUUGCUUGAGCCGCUUUCUCCAUCAAACUGGUCCGACCUGGUUGGAUGCCUGGACAUGGCUGCAAAACACCGUGGCCCAUCUGAUUGUCUUCCUGUUCCUGCAGGUGGUUCUUUCAGUUUUGCGCUCGGACAUCAUCCUGGAUUUGCUGGAGAACCAUAUCGAUUGCAGCAAGGCCCAGGCGGAGAGCCUUCGUUUCCGGACGAAGGUCCUCUGCGCAGUGGUGUGGAUCCUGGCGCUGCUGAUGUCAGGUGCAACCGCCUGGGGGUUUGUGCCGGGAUUCCUGCAUCCAAGCUACAUCGGAGCCCUUGGAAACGACCUGCCCGACCAUCGUUUCUUCUUUGCCAUCGCUCACACAUUCGCGUAUCUUGUUGUGCUUCCAAUCAUGUUCGGCAGCGGUCUGUCGGCCGUCCUCAUCUUGCUCUUGCUGCAAGAGCUGUGCUUCAUGGGCUUCCUGACAAGUCUCCAGCGGCUGAAUCCUGACAUCGGCAGUGUGGGAGUGCACCAUGCAGCAGCAGCUGCGUCUCCUUUGCAAGUCGAAGACGGAGAUCUGACCCGUUUCAAGGUUGGCUUCGUGAAGACCUG
Messenger RNA from Symbiodinium necroappetens, 649 nucleotides. The record is from the annotation of a GenBank genome assembly. Lineage: Eukaryota; Dinophyceae; Suessiales; Symbiodiniaceae.